Messenger RNA from Nymphalis io (European peacock), 1035 nucleotides. Its product is annotated as carboxypeptidase B-like. Gene Ontology annotation, molecular function: zinc ion binding; metallocarboxypeptidase activity. The coding region runs from base 1 to 921 and encodes 306 amino acids. Lineage: Eukaryota; Metazoa; Arthropoda; Insecta; Lepidoptera; Nymphalidae. Gene Ontology annotation, biological process: proteolysis. The transcript has 8 exons. The record is from RefSeq and is a predicted model, not a curated record.
AUGAAUUAUUCUCAGCAAAGUAUUAGUGCCCUCCGUAUACAUGAUCUUAACAGUGAUGACUCUAUAGAAGAAAAUGAAAAAGUAGCACAAAAAACAGAAAGUUGUACACAAACAGGAAUGUUUCGAAAGAAAAAGGGAAAUUACAUACCAAGCGGAAUGAUUCAAAAAUACUCUAGUAAAAAUAAAAAAUUAGCUCCAUCGGAACGACCACGAAGAAGAAAAAUACUGUUAAUGAAUUGGAAUAGAUUUCAUAAGCUCGAUGUUAUAUAUUCAUUUAUGGAAGAAUUAGAAAGGGAUUUUCCAGCUAUUUGCACAGUAUAUGUUAUUGGUAAAUCAGUUGAAGGCAGAGAUAUCAAGAUGUUAAAAAUAUCGAACAGCAACGCAAGCAAUGAAGCAGUAUGGUUAGACGGAUCCAUACAUUCACGAGAGUGGAUUACAACAGCUGUUGUCACCUAUCUUGCCGAUAUUAUUGUCAGAAAUUUUCAGAACACCUCAUCCUCUAUAACUAAUAAAGAUUGGUAUAUAGUUCCAGUGUUGAACCCAGACGGCUACGUGUACACACACACGCGGGACCGUAUGUGGAGAAAGAAUCGAGCGCGAUACGAUAACGAGUUUGUUGGUGUUGAUCUGAACAGAAAUUUUAGUUUUGGCUGGGGAAAUAAUGGGGAAGAAGGAUCAUCAGAACUGCCUAAUAAUGUGUUUUAUAGAGGACCAGCACCUUUCUCGGAACCUGAAACAGCUGCUGUCAGGGAUACCAUAUUGAGUUCGUCAACACCUUUCAAAGUGUUCCUAUCAUUUCAUAGCUACUAUGAGCUGAUCAUAUUCCCGUGGGGCUACAAAACAGAGCCCUGCGCUGACUAUCUGCGUUUACUUGAAGGUGGCGCGAUUAUGGCAAGGGUAACAUGUCCACGCAAUCUAUGAAUAUAGCGGAAUCAUAUACAAAGUGGGCAGCACGAAAGAUUUAACGUACUACGCCUGCGGCACUAGCAUAGAUUGGAGUUACGCUAUCGCUAAAAUUCCAUACACAUAUAUGAU